AUGCGGUUGUUUUCAUAUCUGACUGCUGGCGCUUUUGAUGCAUCUGUACCCCUUGCUGUCAUCGUGGUUGAGAACGUCAGCACGUUCGCUGACCUGGCCAGAGGAGCCAGAGGGUUCUCGGCUGCACAUGCGUGUGAUCACAACCGCUGCCCUGGAGCAAGGGAGUGGAGCAGCGCAUGUGCUGCAGUCCAGGAGUGUUCGGACUGCCCGCAGUGCAGGCACACCUGGCAGGGAUCUUCGGCCGCAACACGAGCUGCGGAGCCGACGACCACGACGAACACAGCGACGUUCAGCUCAGCGCUGGUGUUCUCGUUGCUGAACUUUGGCCAGGUUUGCGCAGACGUCGGGACGCUGGACGUGACUGAAGAGACCAUGUGCAGUGGGACGGCGCUUCAGAGUUUCGGCCUGGAAGACAAAACGUUUUGGUCUGUUCCUGGUUUGGGGUUCAAUGGUUGCGCCUACAACACCGAGAGUGAUAUUGUCUUCUGGAGCAAUUCCAUCGGAUCCUUCGAAGGGAACCAAAAUUUGCGAUUCAUUUGUAUCGGGCAGACUACAACGUCCACGACCUCGACGGCCACUACCAGCAGCACCGCUACACUUACUAUGACGACAGCAUCGUCGACCAUCACGAGCGCUACCAGCAUGACCAACACUAGCAGGACCCUGACGAGCAGCAGCACGAGCAUUUCCAGCGGGACUGUGACCAGCAGCAGCACUGCAACCACCUGUCAAUGA
Molecule: messenger RNA, 735 nt
Organism: Prorocentrum cordatum
Lineage: Eukaryota; Dinophyceae; Prorocentrales; Prorocentraceae
Source: the annotation of a GenBank genome assembly